This is a messenger RNA of Rattus rattus (black rat), 3245 nucleotides long. RefSeq names its product Scm like with four mbt domains 2 (gene Sfmbt2). Gene Ontology annotation, biological process: regulation of DNA-templated transcription. The transcript has 23 exons. The record is from RefSeq and is a predicted model, not a curated record. Gene Ontology annotation, cellular component: nucleus. Gene Ontology annotation, molecular function: histone binding; transcription corepressor activity. Lineage: Eukaryota; Metazoa; Chordata; Mammalia; Rodentia; Muridae.
GCGCGCUAGGGAGGCGGCGGGUAGAGAGCGAGUGAGCAAGAGAGGGCGGGUGAGCCGGACCGGCGCCCACUCCGGUCGCCCCCGGGGACCAGGUUCCACAAUUCCUGGCAGGACAAACUUAAACAGAGACUGGAAUUCCAACUGCAAGUUCCUGCAAGGUUUCCUGCUAAGCACCAGGUCGCUUUGACAGAGGACAUCCAUCUCUGAAGAUCCCGAGAGGAGUUUGUUGCCUUUGUAUCGCUCCCUGAAGGAUGAAUUAAGGGAGCUCGAGGCAUAGUCAACAGCAUGGAGAGACGUUUGCCAGUUUUGAAGAUCCACACCCCAUCCUCCUCUCUGGAAAGGAUUACCAGCCCAGAAAAUGGGAAUGGGAGUCUUGACACAGAGGAAGAGUCCAGGCAGGAGGAAACUGAGUUCAGCUGGGGAGACUAUUUGGACGAGACGGGUGCCAGAGCGGUACCACACUCGUGCUUCAGACAUGUGGAGAUCAGCAUUCAGAGUAGCUUCCAGCCAGGAAUGAAGUUGGAGGUGGCCAACAAGAACCAUCCAGACACUUACUGGGUGGCCACGAUCAUCACCACCUGUGGACAGCUGCUGCUCCUGCGUUACUGUGGUUAUGGGGAGGACCGAAAGGCUGACUUCUGGUGUGAUGUCCUCAUAGCGGAUCUGCACCCUGUGGGGUGGUGUACUCAGAACAAGAAGGUGUUGAGGCCCCCGGAUGCUAUCAAAGAGAAGUAUGCCGACUGGGAGGAAUUCCUCAUACAAGAAUUGACUGGUUCCCGGACAGCACCUGCAAGCCUUCUGGAAGGUCCUCUGCGAGGGAAAGGCCCAGUAGACCUCAUUACAGUUGAUUCCUUAAUAGAGCUGCAGGACUCUCAGAAUCCCUUUCAGUACUGGAUAGUUAGUGUGAUUGAAAAUGUCGGAGGAAGAUUACGCCUUCGCUAUGUGGGACUGGAGCACACUGAAUCCUAUGACCGGUGGUUAUUUUACUUGGAUUACAGACUUCGACCAAUUGGUUGGUGUCAAGAAAAAAAUUACAGAAUGGAUCCACCUUCAGAACUUUAUUAUCUGAAGUUGCCUUUUGAAUGGAAAUGUGCACUAGAAAAAGCCUUGCUUGCCGCUGCAGAGAGUCCCCUUCCAAUGGAAGUAUUUAAGGAUCAUGCAGACUUGGGAAGCCAUUUCUUUACAGCUGGGAUGCGGCUGGAGACAUUGCACACCAAUGAUCCCUUUCAUAUCUAUCCUGCAACAGUGACCAAGGUUUUUAACAGUCAGUUUUUCCAAGUGGCCAUUGAUGACUUAAGAGCCGAGACUAACGGACUCACAAUGCUGUGCCACGCAGAUUCUUUGGGGAUGUUGCCAGUACAGUGGUGCCUUAAAAAUGGAAUCAACCUCGCUCCUCCCAAAGGUUACUCAGGCCAGGAUUUUAACUGGGUGGAUUAUCACAAGCAGCGCGAGGCCGAAGGAGCACCUCCUUACUGCUUCAAAAACACAUUUGCUCGGGGCUUUGCAAAGAACAUGAAGCUUGAAGCUGUGAACCCCAAGAAUCCAGGAGAGGUGUGCGUGGCCACUGUGAUCAGCGUGAGAUGGAGUUUGUUAUGGCUCCGUUUAGAAGGUGUGGAGACACCGAUGCCAGAGAUCAUUGUGGAUAUAGAUUCCAUGGACAUCUUCCCCGUAGGCUGGUGUGAAGCGAAUUCUUACCCUUUGACCACGCCAUACAAGUCGUCCUCAAAAAGCAAGAAAAAGCCGAUCACUGUACCUCCGGAAAAACCAUCGUUACCCCCAGUGCCUGUUCAGAAUAUACCUCAAGAGCUUUGCCUGCCCCCUCAGAUGGACACCGCAGCAGGAACCGCCAAUGAGAAGUACUACUGCCCACAGCUGUUCGUCAACCACCGGUGUUUCUCAGGCCCGUUCCUAAACAAAGGAAGGAUUUCAGAACUACCUCAGUCCGUGGGACCUGGCAAGUGCGUGCUGGUGCUUAAAGAGAUUCUUACCAUGAUUACCAAUGCAGCCUACAAGCCCGGGAGGGUGUUGAGAGAGUUACAGCUGGUAGAAGAUCCAGAGUGGGAUUUCCAGGAGGAGGUGCUCAAGGCAAAAUACCGAGGCAAAAUAUACAGGGCCGUGGUCAAGAUCGUGCGGACAGCAGACCAAGUCACAAGCUUCUGCCAGCAAGUUUGUGCCAAACUGGAGUGCUGUCCGAACUUAUUCAGCCCCAUGCUGAUCUCUGAGACCUGCCCGGAGAAUUGUUCCAUCCGCACCAAAACCAAAUACAACAAAAGGGAGAUGGGGUCAACAUUGUGACCUGCAAGUGAAUUAAAAGAUGAUUCUGGAUCUUAUGUCAUCAAAUUUCGAAAGGCUAAGAUCCCUCCAACCUAUUACUAUGGAAAAAGGAAGAAGAUCAUUAAACCUCCACUCGGAGAAAACAACACUGAAAGCGCACCAAAACCCACCAGGAGAAGGAAACGAAGAAAAUCAAUCUAUGUGCAGAAGAAACGGAAAUCCUCUGCAGUGGCCGUGCCAGCGACCUCGGCACAGGAAACUGAAGAGGACGAUGCAGAGGCCAUGGACACUGCAAGUGAGGAAACUGGUUACGUGGUCCAGAAUCACAAGACACAGCAUGUGCCAAUAGAGAUGCCCUUCACCCGUUCACAGAGGGCUAUGAUCCUGAGGAAACACUCAGGGGCUGUAAAGCACCCUCCAGUGGAAAGGACACGGAGGGUCCGCUCAGUGCACUCUUCUAAUAACAGAAACAAGGGUCCGCUUGUCAGGAUUGAGAAAUCAGAGGACCCAAGGCAGUCGGAGGAGGAGAAACUUAUUCUCGAGAGCAAUCCACUGGAGUGGUCCGUCACAGAUGUGGUGCGAUUCAUUAAGCUGACUGACUGUGCACCUUUGGCCAGGAUCUUUCAAGAGCAGGACAUCGAUGGCCAGGCUCUCCUCCUGCUCACUCUCCCAACAGUGCAGGAGUGCAUGGAGCUGAAGCUAGGACCUGCGAUCAAGUUAUGCCAUCAGAUCGAGAGAGUGAAAGUGGCUUUCUACGCCCAGUACGCCAAUUAGCUCACCCUUCUGGGCAUCGCCUGAUUCUGAUUAUGCUGUGUUUGUUGUAACGGUUUCCAGGACCGAGGCCUUGAUUUCCUGGGCUUUGUGAAAUGGCACAAUCCAUUGGGGAUCUCCAAAAAGCCAGAAGCCCAGGACCUCUUUCUUGCACCAGCCUAUUUGGUAGUCCUAUGUUUUUAAAGCACACGGAAGGAACA